Astyanax mexicanus (Mexican tetra) is the source of this 1859-nucleotide messenger RNA. It is a transcript of the gene parvab, whose product is annotated as parvin, alpha b. The record is from RefSeq and is a predicted model, not a curated record. NCBI's taxonomy places the organism in Eukaryota, Metazoa, Chordata, Actinopteri, Characiformes, Acestrorhamphidae. The transcript is spliced from 14 exons. Gene Ontology annotation, cellular component: actin cytoskeleton; focal adhesion; cytoplasm. Gene Ontology annotation, biological process: cilium assembly; substrate adhesion-dependent cell spreading; establishment or maintenance of cell polarity. The coding region runs from base 202 to 1320 and encodes 372 amino acids. Gene Ontology annotation, molecular function: actin binding.
AUGGAUCCGUCCAACAAGAAAAGGCUGCCCUGGUUCCAUUUGCCUCCCUUUUAGCCCUCUGAUCCUCAAUGCAGCAGGAUUAAAAGAGAGCAGGAAAAACUCUGCCUUUCCCAGAGUUAACCCGGAGAUAGCCCAGCUCUAGCUCCUCUUUAGCCCUGCUCUAGCCCUGAUUUAGCCCAGCCACAGAGAGAAGAGUCAGCCAUGGCCUCUUCUCCUCAGAAAUCUCCCUCUUCCCCCAAACCCCCGACCCCCAAAUCUCCAGCCUCCCGCAAGAAGGACGACUCUUUCCUGGGGAAACUCGGAGGAACUCUGGCCAGACGGAAAAAGGCGAAAGAAGUUUCUGAGCUCCAAGAAGAGGGCAUGAAUGCAAUCAACCUGCCCCUGAGCCCCACCCCAUUCGAGCUGGAUCCUGAGGACACCAUGCUGGAGGAGAAUGAAGUCCGCACCAUGGUGGAUCCCAACUCCAGAAACGACCCCAAACUGCAAGAACUGAUGAAGGUACUGAUUGACUGGAUCAAUGAUGUUCUAGUAGGAGAGCGGAUCAUCGUUAAAGAUCUGGCUGAAGAUCUUUAUGAUGGACAGGUUCUACAGAAGCUCUUUGAGAAGCUGGAAGGGGAGAAGCUCAAUGUUGCUGAGGUUACACAGUCUGAGAUCGCCCAGAAGCAGAAGCUACAGACAGUUCUGGAAAAGAUCAAUGACACCCUUAAAGUGUCCUCCAGGAACAUCAAAUGGAACAUCGACUCGGUCCAUGCUAAGAGCAUAGUGGCUAUUCUGCAUUUGCUUGUUGCCUUGUCUCAACAUUUCAGAGCUCCGAUCCGUCUUCCAGACCAUGUGUCCAUACAAGUAGUCGUAGUCCAGAAACGUGAGGGCAUACUCCAGUCUCGGCAGGUCCAGGAGGAAAUUACAGGCAACACAGAGGCACUUUCUGGAAGACAUGAGCGCGAUGCCUUUGACACCCUGUUCGACCAUGCACCAGAUAAGCUGAACGUGGUUAAAAAGACUCUCAUCACAUUUGUGAACAAGCACUUAAACAAGUUGAAUCUGGAGGUGUCUGAGCUGGAUUCACAGUUUGCUGAUGGUGUGUACCUGGUUCUGCUGAUGGGACUCCUGGAGGGAUAUUUUGUCCCGCUCUACAGUUUUUUUCUCACCCCAGAGAAUUUUGACCAUAAGGUGCACAAUGUUUCUUUCUCUUUUGAGCUGAUGCAAGAUGGAGGCUUGGAGAAACCGAAGCCCAGGCCUGAGGACAUUGUCAACUGUGACCUGAAGUCCACGUUACGGGUGCUCUACAACCUUUUUACCAAGUACAGGAGCGUUGACUAAACCGAAGAAAAGACACCAUUUCUCUAAACGACCAAAACACUCAUUCAGUUUUCAGAUGAUAUCCUUAUCAGUAUUACGUGAGAUUAUUUUCAUUUAUAGAUUGCAUUUAUACACAGUAAAUCUGCCACACUUUUAGUGUUAAAUCAACACAAAUCUAAAAUUUAACACUGGUGAAUUUAUUAGGUAUAAAUGGAAUCUAAAAGUUGUAGUAGUAGUUUUCUGUGCUUUGGAAAAUCUGCUCAUUAUUUAUUCAGCAUUUCAAGAUCUUCGUAUACAUUAAACGAGAAUAUUUGUUUUUUUAUUCUUUUUUGUUAUAUAGAUUAAUAGACAUUUAUGAAGGAACAACAUAUAAGAAUUUGAGUAGAAAUGAAUAUUCCAAAUGAAGGGUUUGUAAUAAUAAUAAUAAUUGUGUCUUGUUUGUAAUUCAGUUGAAUAUAUGAGUUUUUUGAAUGUAUAUAUGGCUGUGCUAAAACACACAAACUCUCUUGUAGCAUCUGCUUUUGAAGUAUUUCACAUGAUAAAAGAAAAAUAACUUAAAA